GAGUGCAUUGCUUGAACUGAUCUCAUUAUGUUUGAUGUUUGUUUUAUUAGUUCUGAUUUUUUUUAAACAUUAACUCAGUGAUUUGUGGGUGGGUAUGUUUUAAAAUUGCUGUCACAGGAAGUGAUGUGGCAGGGAUGGGCUAAAGUUUUUUUUUUUUUUUUUUAGGGGUCAGUGAUCACUCGAGUGAAGACAAGAAUGGAAGGACAGACGGUCAGCAGCUGAGAUCCGGACUGAGGAGGCGUCCAAGGACUUCAUUUUAGUUGAUCCAACAUGAGACGUUCAACAACAAAGCUACAACCUCCAAUUGAAAAAUGGACCAACGAAGACGUCCGCCACUGGCUGAUGACAGAGGUCAAAGUUCACGAGACUUGUGCCGACACAUUCUGUGAAGAGGAAGUGUCGGGAGACAGUUUAGUUGCCUUUGAAAAGAAAGAUAUUUUAGAUUUAGGAAUAAAACACGGCCCUGCUGUCAAAAUCACAUCUUAUCUAGAAAGGCUUAAAGAAGGAUCACAACAUGAAUCACAGAUCCCGGCAUAUGUGGAAAACUGGACAAAGGAGCAAGUGACCCAGUGGCUACUGCAGCAUGUGAACGUAUAUAGCAAAUACGCAGAACGGCUCCAAGAGGAAGAUGUGUCUGGAGAUUGCCUCGUCUGCUUCAGGAAGCAGGAUUUUCUGGACCUGGAAGUGAAAAGCGGUCCAGCUGUAAAGAUUCUGGCAGAACUCCGUAAAUUGAACAAGAAACCAGAGCCGACACUGCAACCCAUCCUUCACACCAGCACCGACCAGAAAGAGGCUCCAAACCCCACUCAACCUGAACCGAGUCUGGCUCAGGCCAUAGCAACCAAACAAGCAGAAUCAUGUAACAAAACUGAAUCAAAAACAGAUCAAGUGGUGGAAAAUGAAUCUGAAAAGGCCCAGCAGCCACUCGAGAAACCUUCAGAGAAGCUGCCAAAGCCACAGAAUUUGGGGGCCAGGAGAAAAGAAACUGUUGGGACCACAGUCCUACCCGACAUACCCAAGAUCACUGUGGAGAUCCUGAACACCCUAGACAACCUUUCAAAAGAUGACCUAAAAAGGUUUCAUUUCAACUUAAAGCAAUACACUGAAUCCAAGUGUGGACCUAUUCUUUGGAGUAGAAUGGAGGGCAAGGACACAAUGGACACCGCUAAGUUAAUGACUGACCACUAUGGAAGCGAUGAGGCUCUACGAGUCACAAAAGACAUUCUAAAAGAAAUCAAUCAGCGUGAUCUUCUUUCUCAGCUGGAAAAGAACAUGGGUCAACUGGAGAAGCAGUGCCUUUCAAAAGAAGUUUUGAAGAAAGAAGCUAACCAGGGAGAGAAACUGAAGAAUUUGUUAACUUGUGGUGGGAACUUACUGGACAACUAUAACAGAUUUGUUGUUGUUGUAAACAAGAGCAGUCCAGAACAAGUGCAGUAUCUCCAGUUUUUGAGUAAGUUGAAACUGUUCUGUGUGUUAGACUUUGACCCAAACUCUGGUGCUAAAGAUGGACUGUGUCAUUCAUACAGAGAGUCAAGGAUGGCCAAUAUGCAUAUCCCGUCACAAUAUCAAGGACAGACAGACUCCGUGAUAAAGAACCUUAACCUCUACAAACAGACCAGCUGGGUCUUCUGCAAUGGAAGACAUGACCUUGACAGCGACUCAAACAAGGAGUUAGACUAUAAGAGCUGGUUGAGGAAAUCUUGCAGAGAUGUAGAGCAGUUGGUUUCAUUCAUUUGCAACCCUGAAGUUCUUCUCCGUGGAAGAAGUCUCAUCAUAUUCCUCCUACUUUCACCCGUGGACACUGAGAAAGACCCGCUCUUUGACACCUACAAGUCUUUCAUAAAACACAUUGAAGAGGAAAGCAUCAUCACUAUUUGUGCAUGUCAGAGCACAUAUGAGAAAUGGAGGGAGCUCAUACAAGAAAAGUGUGAUUUUGACAUUGACCGUCUAUCCAUAAAUGAACUAACCCUAAGCGAGAUCAAUGGUACUAUCAUGGCACUGGGACCAUUCAAUCAGUCAUCUGAAAGGCUGCUUCCCUCUUCUGGUUCCAGCGCCGUUGUCCUGAAACAGAAGGAUGAAGAGUUCAUGACUGCUCUGGAUAUUUUGUGUUUGAAUCAGUGUGAAAACACCUAUGAUGAAAACAGUCCAGAGUUUCAGGACUUGAAAAUCAAAGUUGAGGAGGAAUUCUACAGAGGCGGCAAAGUCAUAUGGUGGAACUUCUACUUCUGUGACAAAGACAAAGAGAAGCAAUUUAUCAAACGGGACAAGUAUGAAAAUGUAAAGAAGAUGAUUAGGUCUCAGUUGAAACAUUCAAAAGACAUGUGUGCUCUGCUCAAUCUGUUUCACCAUCCAGGCUGUGGUGGUACCACCUUAGCAAUGCAUGUGAUGUGGGAUCUCCGUCAAGAGUUCAGAUGUGCUGUGCUGAAAGACAACACACUGCCAAAGACAGAAGUUGCCAUCCAAGUCAGGAGGCUCAUGAAACUUGAAAGUGAGAAACCAUCUCCAGUUUUGCUGUUGGUCGAUGAUUCAAAAGCAACCGAGAAUCCUCACGAUCUUGUGAACUGCAUACAUAAAGCGGCAGUAGAGGAUGGCUUAAACAUAAAUGUGGAUGACGCACCAAACUGCAAAGUCAUCAUCCUUAACUGUGUCCGUUCCCAUAGCCCAAAGGAGCAAUACAAACAGCACGGUCCAAGUCAAAGUCAAUACAUAAUUAAUAAAUUAACACCAGACGAACAGAAGGAGUUUGAAAAGAAACUCAAAGAGCUCCAAGAAACUCAUGAAAAACCUGAAAACUUUUACAGCUUCAUGAUCAUGAAGAGCAAUUUUGACGAAAAAUACAUCAAUAACAUUGCUCAUAACACACUGGAGAACUUUGAUUUCAGCUCAAAGAAGGCCCAAUUGUUUGCCUUUCUAGCAUUACUGAACACCUAUGUGGCAGAAUCUGAAAUCUCUCUCUCUCUCUGUGAGGAUUUUCUGGGGAUGAAAAUUAUAUACUGGAGGGAGGACAGUGUGUUGGACAGAAUGAAGCCAUAUUCAAACUUUCUCCUCAUAGAUAGAGUUGAAGAAUGGGGAGGAUACAAAGGAAUCCGAAUCCUUCAUCAGUCCAUAGCAUCUGCGUGUCUGAAAGAGUUGGAGAGAAGCUACUAUUUAAAAGAAAGUGAUAUCACUAUGGAGAUUCUUCACUGUGAUCUGUUUUUCAGUGAAAGAGUUGUCAAACACAGCUUCAUGCUCUCAAUUCAACGGAUGUUGAUUGAAAGGCAGCGCAAGAAAGAUGGAGAUGAGAGAGAACCAUUUUCUCCUCUCAUAGAUAAAAUCCACAGCCAGCAAGGGAGACAAACUGUCCAAGACAUAUUUGUGAAAGCAUCAUCCAGGUUUGAAAAAAGUGCAUCUAUUCCUCAGGCACUGGCGAGAUAUUUGUACAUCAAUGAGCGCGACUUUCCAGAGGCUGUGAAAUGGGCUGAAAAGGCUAAGAACAUUAAAGAAAACCCAUACACAUUUGACACAAUUGGGCAGAUUCACAAAAGCAAUUUAAAAUCUAACAACCACAGAGAAAAGCAGGAGACAUCACGCAAUCCUGAAGACUUAAACACCAACAUUAAAAUAGCGAAUAAUGCUUUCAAAGCAUUUAAAAGGGCUCAAGAGCUGGCAAACACAGAGGAUGAAACUGACAAGGAAGGUGCUGAUGAUGAGUCUGAUGACUACCCCAGAAAGUCAUACAAUAUUUAUGGCUAUGUGGGUGUGCUGGAAAUUGCUUUCCUGGUCUUUGAGAUAUUGGGCAGAUUGCCAUUCUUUGAGGAAAGUCAUCCAAUGAAGAAGAUGUACUUGAAGAGUUUUCUGCAAAAAGCAAUCCCAAUCACCAGCGUGUAUAAGGAGGACAAUGAGAUCAACAACAGAUACGUGGAGAUCAUCAAAGAACACGAGCAGUUUCUCCAGAAUUUGAAAACUGAAGUAAAAGAAACGUUUGAAAUUAUUGACUGUUACUUCACGUAUAUAAAAGCGAACAGUUCAGAAUUUGAUACAAAGAAUCGCUGGACCGUCAGUGGUCAUUUUAAAAGGUAUGUAACUCUUUUUUGCACUGCACCAGAGGAGAUGAAAAAAGAACAACAAAACAAUCCUAAUCUCAAUUUGAAAAUCGAUACUGAAGAACGAAGAUUGUUUCUUGAAGAGAAACAUGCAGAUACAUUCGCAGGGAUUCUUCCGUAUUUGGACAGACCUGCCGAAGAGAUUGAGAGGAUCACAGAGUGCUAUGUAUUCUUGCAACAACAGCAACAAUUUAUCAACAAAAAACAAAAGACAAAGGAAACAAUCAAUUACAUUUUGUCAAGCAUAGUUCUUUACCUUGUGAAACCAAAAUCUAAACAUGUGAAGAAUUACAGCAACCUCUCAGCUCUCCUUUUGGAAACUCUCCAAGAUGUAGGACUUCGGUAUCCCUUCCCAGACCCAUACUACCUGUCUCUGCUGUUACUCUGGCCAAGUCCAACUCAGGAAAACACAGAAAUUGGGACAUAUGUGAGAGCAAUUCGAAACUCAUCUCGCAAGCGCCUGGGUUUGUUUCCAAAUAGGAACACUGUUGCCCACCUCUACUUGGGGAAAGGAGACGAACUCAAGAGGCUUGUUUCUAAACCCCAACUAGAUGAGAAUUUUAAAAAGAUGCGCCGUGAUACCUUGGCACAACUUUGGCGGAAUGGAGAUAUAUUUAAAGACAAAGCAUUUAUCAACUGCCUUCAUCGAGUCAGUGGAACCAUUGAGCAAGGAGAGGUGUUUGCCAAUUAUGGAAAACUGAAAAUCCCUGUGCGUCCAGCUCUCAUUGGUGGUAUAAGAAGUGGUUUCAGCACAGAAAAGGUUUCCUUUUACCUUGGUUUUGCUAUUAAUGGGCCCCUUGCUUAUGAUAUCCAGUACGAAAACUAGGGUAGUUGAUUGUGCAAACAAGUGCAACACAAGCACUUAGACACGAACCUCAUGCAUCAUGAAAAAUAGGUGUGGCAGCCAGUGACUCACUGCGAUGUAAGACAGAUUGCAGGGUUCAAUGUAAAUCCUGUAGCUCUGUAUAUGCACAUAUGUUUUUAUAUUCAUUUUAUGAUAUGAUCUUUUAUAAACAUGUCUUACCCACUUUC
Molecule: messenger RNA, 5114 nt
Organism: Siniperca chuatsi (mandarin fish)
Lineage: Eukaryota; Metazoa; Chordata; Actinopteri; Centrarchiformes; Sinipercidae
Product: sterile alpha motif domain-containing protein 9
Exons: 5
Coding region: 271-4908 (1545 amino acids)
Biological process (GO): regulation of apoptotic process
Cellular component (GO): cytoplasm
Molecular function (GO): protein binding
Source: RefSeq, a predicted model, not a curated record